CGGAUUUGAUGCCGCCCCAAGAAAUAUCUCGACUUCUCUGUUCUUCAUAACCUCAGGUAUUUAGAGCCUCUUUGCCACACGUUCGUCCUAAUCUGUAUUUUUAAGGACCAAUGUUCCGCUUGUCUGCUCCCAAAAGAACAAUACUGUUCAGACGCUAUCUGGCAACCCACGCUGUACCAAUUCCAUCUUCAAUUACUCGCCAUGAUUGGACGCGACAGGAGAUCCAAGAAAUAUUUGACACUCCGUUAAUGGAUCUCGUCUUUCGUGCGGCUUCGGUUCAUAGGAAACACCAGGAUGCCAGCAAGAUUCAACUUUGCACUCUCAUGAACAUCAAAACGGGAGGUUGUACGGAAGAUUGCUCCUACUGCUCCCAGUCAAGUCGUUACUCCACUGCGACACAGGCAUCGCGGCUGCUAGAUAUCGAUCCGGUGAUCGAAGCCGCUCGCAAGGCGAAAGAAAAUGGUAGUACUCGGUUCUGUAUGGGUGCUGCUUGGAGGGAUCUUGCAGGACGUAAGCGAGGGUUUGAAAGAAUACUUCAAAUGGUUCGAGAGGUCCGCGGAAUGGGAAUGGAGGUUUGCACAACCUUGGGCAUGUUAUCGCCAGAUCAGGCGCGUCAGCUGAAAGAAGCCGGUCUCACAGCUUAUAAUCACAAUCUUGAUACUUCAAGAGAAUUCUACCCUCAAGUUAUCACUAGUCGCUCAUACGAUGAACGUUUGAACACUAUUGACGCUGUACGCGAUGCUGGCAUCAGCGUUUGUUCAGGUGGUAUUUUGGGACUCGGAGAAAAGGACGAAGACCGAGUAGGCUUAAUCUGGGAAGUGUCCAGCAUGCCCGAACAUCCCGAGUCUUUUCCAGUCAAUGCCCUCGUACCGAUAGCCGGAACUCCUCUAGAAAAGAACGAGCCUGUCUCGUACCAUACUCUUGUCCGAACUAUUGCUACUGCUCGUGUUGUCCUUCCGACUACAAUCAUCCGACUGGCCGCAGGGAGAAACACGAUGCCAGAAUCUGAGCAGGCGAUGUGUUUCAUGGCAGGCGCCAAUGCUAUUUUCACUGGAGAACAAAUGCUAACUACACCAUGUUCUCCCUGGGAUGAGGACAAAGCCAUGAUGGACCGAUGGGGACUGGCAGGGCUGCAAAGUUUCGAGCACGUUAAUGUUGCUCGCAAGGAACAGCCCGCUUCAACCCUUCUCAAUGAACAUCCAACGAAAGAAAGCGCUAGCGUCUCAAUGAAUGUGUGAUUGGUUAUUAAAUAACAGUGGAAUUAUCUAGAUAUAUAUGUAUUUCAUAGAGUUCGUAUUGCGCGUCCGAAAUUGUUAUGAAUAAACGGUGCCUUGGAUGGACAAGUUCGGCUUGACUUCGAAUUCUUUUUCCGAAUCAUUCGGGGUACAUGCAUCUCUUCCCUUUUCGGACAAUCGUGGACCUUACUGUGAAAGCUGGUUCUUGGGAUAUGGCAUAGACAUCAUCAUCAGAACAAAGGUAGUGAAUUUGGCGUCACGUCAAGUCGAUGGCCAAUAUUAC
Messenger RNA from Lentinula edodes (shiitake mushroom), 1518 nucleotides. Its product is annotated as biotin synthase. The transcript has 10 exons. Bases 111 to 1238 code for a protein of 375 amino acids. The record is from RefSeq and is a predicted model, not a curated record. Lineage: Eukaryota; Fungi; Basidiomycota; Agaricomycetes; Agaricales; Omphalotaceae. Gene Ontology annotation, biological process: biotin biosynthetic process. Gene Ontology annotation, cellular component: mitochondrion. Gene Ontology annotation, molecular function: biotin synthase activity; 2 iron, 2 sulfur cluster binding.